Molecule: messenger RNA, 216 nt
Organism: Guyanagaster necrorhizus
Lineage: Eukaryota; Fungi; Basidiomycota; Agaricomycetes; Agaricales; Physalacriaceae
Exons: 3
Coding region: 1-216 (71 amino acids)
Source: RefSeq, a predicted model, not a curated record
AUGCCUUCAAUUCCCCUUGUUCAGCUCAACAACAGUACGGAGAUACCAAUCAUAGGAAUUCGUGGUGGUCCGAGUGCAAUGAUAGUUGAAGCAUAUGAUGCAACGAAGGAUUGGGUACUGAUGGCGAUUCAGGCGGGGUAUAGGCACAUCGAUACAGCCCUGAUAGGGUUAGGAUGGUGUCCUCCCUUCGGCGAAGCCGUUGGGAGGACACAAUAA